Penaeus vannamei (Pacific white shrimp) is the source of this 952-nucleotide messenger RNA. It is a transcript of the gene Polr2I, whose product is annotated as RNA polymerase II subunit RpII15. Lineage: Eukaryota; Metazoa; Arthropoda; Malacostraca; Decapoda; Penaeidae. Gene Ontology annotation, cellular component: RNA polymerase II, core complex. Gene Ontology annotation, biological process: maintenance of transcriptional fidelity during transcription elongation by RNA polymerase II; transcription initiation at RNA polymerase II promoter; transcription-coupled nucleotide-excision repair. Gene Ontology annotation, molecular function: nucleic acid binding; zinc ion binding; DNA-directed RNA polymerase activity. The record is from RefSeq and is a predicted model, not a curated record.
ACUGUUUGGUAGAGAACUGAAUAUCCUUCGCCGCAAAACAUCGCGCAAUACUUUGUGUCGUCUUCAUUGGGUUGACAGUACCCGAUAGUUUUAUUUCUACUAGCUUUGAAACAAAACAGCAGCAGCCAUGAGUCUUAUGGCAAAAGGUGGAGGAGAUGGACCAGGUUUUGUCGGCAUCCGUUUCUGUCAGGAGUGUAACAAUAUGUUGUACCCAAAAGAAGACAAGGAAAACAAGAUAUUGCUUUAUGCCUGCAGGAACUGUGAUUACAAAAUGCCCACAGAAAAUAAUUGUAUUUAUGUCAACAAGUUGAUGCAUGAAAUUGAUGAACUCAGGCACAUUAACCCAGAAGUGAUACAGGACCCAACACUGCCAAGGACAGACGACCAUCCAUGCCCAAGGUGUAGCACACGCGAUGCGGUAUUCUUCCAAGCCCAGACCAGGAGAGCUGAAGAUGAGAUGAGACUGUACUAUGUAUGUUGCAACAGUGAGUGCACACAUCGUUGGACUGAGUAAAUUAAGUUGUCAUCAUCAUCGUCGCUUUUUUCUUUUCUUUUCCCAUAAAAAAUCCACAUGUAAUUUGCCAGCAAUCUUUCUGGUGAUUAUUCUUGUUCGAUUAAAUAUAUAUCUUCCUGGAAAACGUGUGUCAUGCUGCUAAUAUAUUUAUGAUGUCAGAAAGUAUGCAAUACAUAAUAUAAUCAAAAAUGUAUUUUGAACUGAUGCAUAAAUAAAAAAUAUUUCAUAACUUUGCUUUAUUCUGUCAUCAUGUGUGUGUAUAUACCCACAAAUUGUCUGCAUUGUCUGUGAUAUGUUUUUCUUCUCAAAAAAAGACCAACUGAUUUAAGGAUACUAUGUUUCAUAAAGGAAAAUGUAUGCAACAUUUUGGUGCUACCAAAAUGCUACUACAUUAUUAUACUUGGACUACUGACAAUAAAUAUGUAUGUAUAAAUUUUA